Schistocerca nitens (vagrant locust) is the source of this 676-nucleotide messenger RNA. RefSeq names its product RNA/RNP complex-1-interacting phosphatase. Gene Ontology annotation, molecular function: polynucleotide 5'-phosphatase activity; protein tyrosine/serine/threonine phosphatase activity. The record is from RefSeq and is a predicted model, not a curated record. Lineage: Eukaryota; Metazoa; Arthropoda; Insecta; Orthoptera; Acrididae. The annotation marks the transcript as partial. Gene Ontology annotation, biological process: protein dephosphorylation. The transcript has 9 exons.
AAAUUUUGCAUCUAUGUGAUGAGCAGUGUAGCCAACAUGUAAUGUUAUCAAAAUUGUUUUCAUUGAACAGUUUUAUUCUGCAACUUAAAAUUGUGAUAUAAAGUACAAGAUGAACCAAGUUCCAGACAGGUGGCUGGCGUACUCUCCUGUUGGGCAGCAGAUAUCUGGUACAAGAUUCAUAGCCUUCAAAGUUCCGCUGAAAGAGGCGAUAUGCAAGAGGCUGAAGUCUGACGAAUGGUUCACGCCAGCCAUGCUGCGAGAAAGCUGUCCAAGAUUGGCGUUAGUCGUCGACCUCACCAACACGAAACGGUACUACAACAGACAGGAAUUCGAUGACCACGGCAUCCGUUACCGGAAGAUCAUGUGUCCCGGUAAAAUCGUGCCUCCUGCUGACUUGGUUGAUAGGUUCUUUGAAAUAGUGGACACAUUUCUGGAACAAAAUGAUGAAGCAGACUCUCUGAUCGGCGUUCAUUGCACUCACGGACUCAACAGAACUGCAUAUUUCGUCUGCAGUUAUAUGAUACGUCGCAUGGGGUUCAAACCAGAAGCAGCAAUAUCAGCGUUCGAGGACGCACGCGGCCACGCCAUCGAGCGGCUGGAGUACCUGGAGGCGCUGUCGGUGGGCGCCGGGCUGCCGCCCGCCGCGGCCAGGUCGGCGCUGCCGCUGCCGCCCCCG